GAAGCAUUGAAAUAUGGCCGACAGAGAUACAGCGGACUGAGUUUUAGUACUUGCAAGUUUUAUAAUUAUGAUAUUUAAUUAGAAUUCCAUCUCUUCACUUUUGUAACAACUGCAUUAACCUUUAAUCCAAGUUUUGUGUCACCGCGAGUAGUAGUUAUCUCCAGGAAACGAUGGACAAUGUGCCCUAGUAACUGUCAUUGCUCUCGCCCAUUUCCUUUGUGAACCAAAUUGCUCCGUUUUCUGUGUCCGCGAAGUUCUUCUGAACCAUGACUUACAACUAAAGUGUUAAUGUAAUAUAAGUGAUCUUUACUAGUUCUAAGUGUUCUAACAAUGUUUGUAAAGUGCAUUUGAUAUCCGUUUGGUUAGGUUCAGCCGGAAGUAGUGCUAGUAGUAGUAGCCGGAAUCUGGUUAGACAUCGAGCUUAUUGAGUGCGGUUUAGUAGUUUUGAGUAAUUCGGUGCUUAUAAUGAAAUAAUGGUUGAAAUAGGCGCUCCUCCGCAGCCACCUGAAGAAUGUCUUGAAAACUGUGAAUGGUACUGGGGUGACAUCACAAGAGAUGAGGCAAAUGAAAAACUUAGAGAUACCCCUGAUGGCACUUUCUUAGUUCGAAAUGCAUCAAAUAAAGGCAGCGGAUAUACAUUGACUGUCCGCAAAGGAGGAACCAACAAAUUGAUAAAGAUAUACUAUCAAGAUGGACGCUAUGGAUUCUGUGAGCCAUUCCAGUUUGCUUCUGUUGUGGAACUGGUCAGGUUCUACACGCAGUGCUCCCUCGCACACUGCAACCGCAACCUGGACAUCACUCUUAUGUACCCUUUGUUACGAUCCCAAGAAAAUGAUGGAGGUGAAAAUGACAGUGAAGAAACACUCGAAGCAGAAUAUAAAAACAUACAUAAACAAUAUGUCCUUAAAACAAGGAACUUUGAUGACUGUUCUGACAAAUACAUGAGAUUGAGGGAAGAAGUUAAAGCUAAGAAACAAGCUCUAGAUGCAUUCAAUGAGACUGUUAAAGUUUGUGAGGAACAUCUCCGAUAUCAAGAUGAAAUGCAGUCUAAAGCACAACCACAUGAAAAAACAGAUCUUAUACAAAAUAACAAGCAGUUAAUAUCAAGAGUGAAUAGCUUGAAGCAAGCAAGUUAUGAUCUGCACAAUUUACUUCGGGUUACUGUCAAAGAAAACUUGAAGCUUGAGAGAGAGAUAACUCAAUUGAAGCCACAAAUAGUAGACCUCUUCAAGAAAAAAGAUCUGCACAAAAUAUGGCUCCAAAGGCGUGGUAAGACUGAUGAGUAUUUAACAAAUUUAGAGGAGGAUAACAUACAUAAGUUAGAAGAGUUAUAUGCACAUCGUGAAAUGAAAAGUUGGAUGGUGGAAAAUUGCACUCGCGCCCAUGCAGAGAAAAUUCUAGAUGGAAAACCUACAGGCACAUUUCUAAUACGCCCAAACUCUGGAGGGAAACUUGCACUAUCCAUAUGUUGCAACAACAUUGUCUACCAUUGCAUUAUAUUCGAGACUGAAAGAGGUUACGGUUUUGCAGAACCAUAUAAUGUUUACAAGACAUUAAAUGAGCUUGUUCUACAUUACGCCAUUAACUCGCUAGAUGAACACAACGACCAACUCCGUACCACACUCAAAUAUCCCAUCAAUGCUCAUCUAGUUAGCAAGCCGGAGAAGAAACAGUCACAUGAAAGUGAACACCUGGAAGGCCAUCAAAAUCAAUCAAACCAUCAAAUGGAGUGCCAGACUUCACACCAGCAGAGACCCAGGCAGUAGUACCAAAUGAUACUUUAUGUGAGUCUUGCUAAAUCUAGUCUUCUAUUUAUAGAUAGAUGACUGGUGUGAUCUUUCACAUAUGUGAUAAAGGUAUCAUGAGGUUCAAGUCAUUCCUGUAUGUAUAAACAGAUGUACUGAUCUCAUGUUCC
Molecule: messenger RNA, 1915 nt
Organism: Cydia amplana
Lineage: Eukaryota; Metazoa; Arthropoda; Insecta; Lepidoptera; Tortricidae
Gene: Pi3K21B
Product: phosphatidylinositol 3-kinase regulatory subunit gamma
Exons: 4
Coding region: 474-1766 (430 amino acids)
Biological process (GO): insulin receptor signaling pathway; phosphatidylinositol phosphate biosynthetic process
Cellular component (GO): phosphatidylinositol 3-kinase complex
Molecular function (GO): 1-phosphatidylinositol-3-kinase regulator activity
Source: RefSeq, a predicted model, not a curated record